AAGAGAGAAUCUUGCAUCUACUGGUUCACUCCUCAAAGGAUCAUAAUAGCCAAGGCUGGCCCAGGCCAAAAUCAAAAGCCUGAAGUUGCAUUUAUAUCUUCCAUGUGAAUGACAGAGACCUAGGCACAUUAGCAGGAAGCUGGAUCAGAAGUGGAGUGACUGGGAAUUGAACCUGCACUCUGAAAUGGGAUGCCAGUGUCUUAGGUGGAAGUUUAACCUCUUGUUACACAGCACUUAUCCUUAGUUUUAAAAAUUGCUUUCACAUUACUUCUUAUUGUAAUUCUCAAAAUUACUCUCUGAUAUUCUGUAAGAUACCACAGAAUAUAAUGCCACGAAAAGUAUUAAUUUCUUUGCUUGCUUCUUCACACGUUCUUCUGUCCUCUAUCUCUGUAUUCUUUUGAGCCAGUCCUUUAAUUUGAUUCUUGGUUGUUUACAUGAACUUGUUGGAAAGCGCUCUGGAUAAAUGGACACAUGAUAGGCAUCUUACAUUUCCUUCAGGAUCAUCCCUCAAGUAAUGCAAAUGUCUUCUCUAAUACUCUCCUCAUUAUGCAAAGAACCACAGAGUGAGAGGACGUGCGGGAUUUACUGUGAGACACCCCAUCCAACCUCUCAGCACACGAGUCCCCAUUAUUUAAGUAAUGCUUGAAUGAACUGGAGUUUGAAGGUGACUUCUGGAUACAAAUGGAGCACCCCGGUGUUGUGACAAGAUGGCCCAGACAAAAUUCCUGGAAAGAGCAGUGCUUAAAAAUAUCAAUAGAAAAUGCAUUCAUGUAUCUCACAGGAAGAGAUUCUUCGACCAAAUAUAUGUUUACCUCUCCACCUGCAUGACUAGUCUUCUUAGCUGAUGUGUCGUUUAGGCACCUUUUCCCACAAGUUUUUCGAGAACUUCUUUAGCUGCCUCCUAUGAACUCCUCUCCGGAGCCACACUUGUGUUCCUUUGGUGCCUAGGAGUCACCCUUUGAUAUUUGGAGCCUUGCUUGAGGCUAUUUUCAGAGUGAACUCCAGUGUUCCAGAUGAAAAGAUAGAGGUUUGCACAGUAACACUGUCCCCACUCUCCCUCCCACACCGCUAGUAACUGUUUGAAGCACUGUUGCUUCCAAUGCUAUUCCUUGCUCCACUGCUGCAAAUCUCCUGGGUGUUAAGGAAAGGGGAAGGACACCGACUGCCUUUCAGAGCCACGUCCCCAUUACAUCUGGUCACCUGAAUGCCGAAUCUGAACAAGGUGACCCCCGAGGCUGGCAUGUCCUCAACCAAGGUAUGGGUCACUCUUUUUGCUCUGAUGUGCUUCCAGUGCAAGGUGCUUGCACACAAUACUGGUAUUUCCAAGAGACAGUUCAUGAACGAGUACUACCUCAGUUCAAACUGGAAUUUCGACACAUACAAGUGUGAUGCCGUCAUGCUAAAAAAACGAAUUCCCAGAGACCAGAACUCUCAUGUGUUUGUUUAUAUCUCAUGGUACCAACUCGAACAUUUAUGUAUUCGUAAUCACUGGAAUGACCGCUACAGAAACACAUACGUGUGGACCCCAACUCCCAUCAAAGUACUCACGUGUCAUCGGCAGCGUUUCAAAAUUGGAUACACAGAGAGCAGGAGCUUCAACUAUGUUGAAUUCCAUUGUAACAUGGAUGGCUACGUCAACAGCAUAGAAGACAUGAAGCUGGUAGCACUUAUAGACACCUAGAGGACCUCCUUUCUCCCUUGAUUUUGGUAGUAAAUUCAACACUUCCCAAGUGGUGGGCCCUGCCUACUGAGAUAACCCCCGCCUCACCUCACAGAGGCCUUCUAUGUCACUAAUUUCCAGUAACUUCAAGUUACAUGUCCCAAGGUUUCUUGAGGCUUUAACUUUGUUUAGGUUGUUUUUCCGCCCAGAAUGCUUUUUUAUCGUCAUCUACUUAAUUUGUUCCUAUAGUUUUUUACGUCAUCUCCUGCGGCACAGCUUAUUGACUAACUCGGGAUUUUUCUGGAUGUUGACAUCUUCACAUACAUUCCAGAAAAAUGACCUUUCCUUUCCAAAAUAAACUGUAUGAUUCCAAUUCGUGUAACUUUAUAUGCACAAUCUGUGUUGGGUUAUUAGUGUGCGUAGUAUGAAUAUGUGUGAUAUAGACUCUGCGUGGACAGGAUUUGUGUUAUAUAUAAGUUUCAGGUGCAUUUUAUGUGUGUGUCUAAUGUAUGUGAUAUGCUAAUAAAUGGUGGGAAUGUAAAUGUUUAUGUGCUAAAUGGAAAAUAAGUUGUGACAGAUAUUGAUUAUGUUGGUAUGUUUAGUUCCAUUGAGAUUGGUGAGAGCCCCUGGGCAGAGCUGAGUGAAUAUGAAACAUGUAGCAUUAGUCCCUACUCAUACUAGACACUCUAAUAAAGCUUUUUUUUUAAUUGUCCACCUUUGACUCGAUAUAUAAUUUUCAUCUUGAUGAAACAAACAUGAAAACUGCCAUUGGUCGUCUUCCAUUGGUCGA
Molecule: messenger RNA, 2450 nt
Organism: Ochotona curzoniae (black-lipped pika)
Lineage: Eukaryota; Metazoa; Chordata; Mammalia; Lagomorpha; Ochotonidae
Product: epididymal secretory protein E3-beta-like
Exons: 2
Coding region: 1205-1681 (158 amino acids)
Source: RefSeq, a predicted model, not a curated record